AUGUCGGCCGAGGAUGGAUACGGGAAGGAGGUGAAGAAGAGCCAUCCCUUCCGCAGGAAGUGGGACAAAGAGUUCUACGAGAAGAAGGCCAGGGAGCGCCAAGAGGGCGAAGAAGAGGUCGAACCCGAGCAGGACCACCCGGCAUUCAAGAACCGUGGGCCGGUGCUGACGGGAGCGGGGAAGCCCGUGCUGCCGCCCCACCUGCGAAAGCCGCUCAAGGCGCGUGAGUACCAGGUCGACACCGAUGCCAAGCUCGGCAAGGCGCAGGUGGUCGUGCCCGGCACUGCCACGUCCAACCAGGCCGGUUUCUACUGCGAUGUGUGCGACUGCAUCGUCAAGGACUCAGCCAACUACCUCGAUCACAUCAACGGCAAGAAGCGUACGCUCUUCCCCCCCUCUGGCGCUGCGCUGGCCGCUACACGCCUGCCUGAAAUUCCAGGCGAGGAAUGGGCAAAAUGCCCCCAACAAGAGAGGAAUUUGAAAUAUGCGCUUUUUUGGCUCACACCUCUGGCUCUGCAGAUCAACGAGCGAUGGGCUUCUCGAUGA
Messenger RNA from Acanthamoeba castellanii str. Neff, 546 nucleotides. RefSeq lists its product as uncharacterized. Gene Ontology annotation, biological process: mRNA splicing, via spliceosome. The record is from RefSeq and is a predicted model, not a curated record. Gene Ontology annotation, cellular component: U4/U6 x U5 tri-snRNP complex; spliceosomal complex. The transcript is spliced from 2 exons. Lineage: Eukaryota; Discosea; Longamoebia; Acanthamoebidae. Bases 1 to 546 code for a protein of 181 amino acids.